Molecule: messenger RNA, 4702 nt
Organism: Galleria mellonella (greater wax moth)
Lineage: Eukaryota; Metazoa; Arthropoda; Insecta; Lepidoptera; Pyralidae
Gene: cce-3
Product: esterase FE4-like
Exons: 6
Coding region: 1033-4296 (1087 amino acids)
Source: RefSeq, a predicted model, not a curated record
UGUCUAAGUUCUCGAGAGCUUAAUAAUAUGUAAAUAGGUUAGUAUGUCCGUGAAGCGGACAAACAAUGUGACAUGCCACAUCCAGUGAGGAUAUACCAAGUGACAACAUCCACACUAGCACAAGACUUGCGCAAGAGUCAGCCUCGCGAUCUGCGGCUUUCGGCCUUUCGCCAUCCGCUGUAACUUAACUUUUCUAUACUAACGUGAUAUGGACACAAACUGCACAUGCGCAGUUGCAGUUUGGAAUGAUAAAGAACAACAGAUACGCGUGUAACAAAAUUAAGUUUUAUUAAUAAUUAUAUUAAUAGCCAUUUUUGAACGCAUUAAAAAGUACAGUGUCGAAUUUCUUGUGUGUCGAAGUGUUUGAAAACGUUACCUGACCAAACAAUAAGCAAGUAGUGAUGUUUUUAGCGUUAUUUAUUAAAUGCAUAUUUAAAUCGUUUAAAAUACCCGUCUGUUCUUAAUAUAUACGUAAAGAAUGUGCUCCAUAUUAUAUUAUAUAUAUGGAUGUAUAUCUAUUUUAUAAAUUUAAUAACAUAAAAAUAUAUUUGUACAUAUGAAAAAGUGAUUACAAUUUUUUUUUUUGCUUAAUUAAGUGCUAAAAUUCCAUCAAUGAAAUACUGUUACUUAGUUAUUUAUUUAAAUAAACCAGCGGUCAGUAACCUUAUUUAAUAAACAAAUUUCUUUAAAUUUCAUUUCUUUUAAUUUCAUUGUUUCUCCAGUCUAAAUUAAAAUUAAAAUAAAAUAGUUUCAUCUAAUUUAAUAUUUGUUUUAAAAAUGGAAGACUGAAUAAUUUUUUUAAUAGAAUUACAAUCUAAUAAAGAAUUUUGGUCAUGAAUAAAAAUCGCUCAAAUGUUAUUACCAAAGUGAACUACCUCAUCUAAUUUGCAGUAUAUAACUGCACGCAACUCGUAUUUCAUUCAUAUUUAAGCAUGCAGUAACAAGGCUGCAAGGACAGAAGUGACUUUACCUGAUCCAAAGACAUAGACAACUGGAAUACUUGAAAUCUCUACUUGAAAAUUAAAAAUAAAAAUGAAAAUCUUGAAGAGUUCUAUUACAAAUUGUCUAUACUUAUUGUAUUUGGGCGGUUGCCUAUGUACCCUGACGCCUGUAUUGGAAAUAAGUCAAGGCAAGCUCAGGGGCUUGCGGAGUGCUGCUGGCGUGAACAAAUAUUACGGGAUACCAUAUGCAACAUGCAAAAGAUUUCAACCCCCAAAGGAACCAAAGAAAUGGAAAGGCGUGUUCAAUGCAGUUAACAUGGUCGGGUACUGUGCACAAGCGGUGACUUAUUUCCAUACCUAUACUGAAGAUUGUCUUCAACUCGAUGUUUAUACACCUGAAUAUUUCAAACCUGGAGGCAAGUUACCAGUGCUGGUCUUCUUCCACGGAGGAUGUUACUAUUUCGGUAGCAAAAGCCAGUACGAUCCUGAAUUUCUAGUCACCAAAAACGUAACUGCCGUUGUAAUUAAUUACAGACUUGGAGUUUUGGGUUUUUUAUGUUUGCACGACGUAGCAAAUCUCGGAUUAAAAGACCAACUAGCAGCUUUGAAGUGGACCAAGAGAAACAUUGCGGCGUUUGGCGGCGAUCCGGACAAUGUAACAAUUUUUGGUCAAAGUGCAGGCGCUAGCUCUGCAGCCAUGCACAUGCUAUCGGAAAAGAGUAAAGGACUAUUUCAUAAAGCCAUUUUAAUGAGUGGUAACUCUCUAUCUCCGUGGGCUUUUAACUUAGAACCAAUAGUACCAGCUAUCCAAGAUGCUAGAAAACUAGCAACGGUGCCAAUGAAUGGUGAUAUUGAAAAAAACCUUUACAAUAUUUUUGCUAAGGCUCCCUUGCCUGACCUUUUGACAGCGACGGCUGGUAUUAUAACUUCUACCAGAUAUUUUAAGUACAGCCCCUGCGUGGACAGCAACUUCACUGAUCCUUUCCUUCGUGAUGCCCCUUACAAUAUUAUAAAAUCUGGCAAUUUCAACAAAGUACCAAUUUUAACUGGAUCUACAGAUUUAGAGGGUUUAUUAUUCUACGGGCUGCAUGAUGCGAAAUCGUUAAAAGAUUGGGAUCAAUACUUUGUCGAGAGACUGCCUUCUGUGUUCUCGUGGUGUUCGCAAGAAGAUAGAAAAGUAAUCGCUGAAAAAUUUCGUUCUUAUUAUUUUGGUAAGAAAAUGGUGCAGUCCUCUGUUCGUGGUAUAAUCAAUAUAUAUUCAGACUGGCUCACUGAAGCUACAAGAGACGCCUUUUCCAAUUUGAUGGCUCUUUACUCCCAACAGCCAGUAUACAACUAUGUAUUCUCAUACCAAGGGGGAAGAAAUUUCGCAACAGCUUACGUAGGAAAAAGUGUAACGCCAGAGGGUGCUUCCCACAUGGAUGACAUUUUCUAUUUGCACAAGCCGCUAGGGCAGUCAUUGCCACUUUUAAACUCUGAUAAACUAAUCAUCGAACGCUUCACCGCAAUGGUGACAAACUUUAUGAAAUACGGAGACCCCACACCACGUCGCACGAAGCUGCUCCCGGUUGCUUGGCCGCCAUCGACUACCAACUCAACAUACGUGAUGCGCCUUGAUCACGUCCUAUCAGUGAUCAGGAAGUCACAGCCGGUGCCUGCGAGAUUUUUCUUGGAUAUGCUCUGUACAUACGGACACGAAGGUUACGUUCCCUGCGACAGUAAACAGCAAUGUAACUUAAAACAAAGUUAUAGAUACAAGUCAAUAGAAGCAGAAAGGUUUACGAGUAUUAAUGAUUUUGGACAUUGGUCGAUUCAUUCUCAAUUACCCUUUCCCAUAUUCCCUGACAUGCCGGCUCCACCAGAAGAACCACCAAAAUGGAAAGGCGUAUACAACGCAGUCAAUAUAUUCGGAUCCUGUGCUCAAGCAGUAUACGUCUUUCAAAUUUAUAACGAAGAUUGCCUUCAGCUUGACGUUUACACGCCUGAACAUGCCAAACCUGGCGACAAGUUACCAGUAAUGGUCUACAUCCACGGGGGAGCUUACUACUACGGCAGCAAAGGUCACUAUGAUCCUGAGUUUUUGGUUACAAAAAAUGUAGUUGCCGUUAUAGUAAAUUACCGACUUGGAGUAUUCGGAUUUCUAUGUGUGCAAGGUGUGGCAAAUCUUGGCCUGAAAGACCAAGUAGCAGCUUUAAAAUGGACCAAGAAAAAUAUUGAAGCAUUUGGUGGCGAUCCGGACAAUAUAACAAUUUUUGGUCAAAGUGCAGGCGCUAGCUCUGCAGCUAUGCACAUGCUAUCAGAAAAAAGUAAAGGACUGUUUCAUAAAGCAAUUUUAAUGAGUGGUAACUCACUAACUCCGUGGGCUUUUAAUCUAAAACCAAUAGUCCCAGCAGCUCGGGAUGCUAGAAAACUAGCAACGAUGCCUAUGAAUGAUUCCCUUGAGGAGAACAUUUUCAAUAUUUUCGCUAACGCUUCCUUGCCUAGUCUUUUAUCUGCAACAUUAGACGUUUCAACUUUUACUGGAUAUUUUAAAUAUAGUCCUUGCGUGGACAGCAACUUCACUGAUCCAUUCUUUCGCGAUGCACCUUACAAUAUUAUAAAAUCAGGCAAUUUCAAUAAAGUACCAGUUUUAACUGGAACUACAGAUUCAGAGGGAUUACUGUUCUACUGGCUGAAUAAUGCAAAAUCAUUGACAGAUUGGGAUCAAAAUUUUGUUGAGAGACUGCCCUCCGUCUUUUCAUGGUGUUCAGAUGAAGAUAAAAAACUAAUUGCGGACAAGUUCCGCUCUCAUUAUUUCGGAAAGAAAAAAGUGCAGUCUGCCAAAUCUGUUCGUGGUGUAACCGAAUUCUAUUCAGAUUGGGUUACUGAUGCUACAGCUGAUGCCUUUUCCCACCUGAUGGCUGUUUACUCCCAACAACCGGUGUACAAUUAUGUAUUUUCUUACCAAGGGGAAAGGAAUUUCGCAACAGCUUUCUUUAAGCAAAAUUUAAAAAUGAAAGGUGGCGCUACCCAUUCGGAUGACAUUUUCUACAUCUUUAAGCCAGCUGGACUGACGUUAUUGCCUUCAGAGUCAGACAAACUAUUCAUGGAUCGCCUCACUACUAUGUUCACAAACUUUAUGAAGCACGGAAAUCCCACGCCACGUCGCACGAAGCUGCUCCCGGUUAUUUGGCGGCCCUCGACUGCCAACGCAUCAUAUGUAAUGCACCUUGAUCGUAUCCUGUCGGUGACCAAAAAGCAGGAGCCGGUGUCUACGAGAUUCUUCUUGGAUAUGCUCUGUACAUAUGGAUAUGAAGGUCACGUUCCCUGCGAUAGCAGACAACAAUGUAACUUAGAACCAAACGUUAAUAGGUGAAUUUAGGUUUAAAACCCAUUUAGGUUUGUCAGACGGGAAACAGGUAAAACUACUGAAAACGGCCCAGCAGAAGUUCAACUUGUUAUAACAUGGUUAUGGUAGAAAAUACGAUUUACACCAUACGAGAUCUAAAGACGUGAAAAGACCUGGUAUAACACUAAUAAAUGUCGUUUAUCAAUAUUGGUAGAUCCAAUAGUUUAUUCUACUAAUUCCACUUGCUAGAUCCACAGAAUAAAUCGACGUAGGACACCAAGUGAAAGGAUGGUUCAGGGAGGUUUGGUCGACACAUAAAUAAACUAUUAAAAUAUAUUAAUAUAACCAUUUUUAUUUAGCCCCUCCUUAAGACUAUACACGUAUGCAUUCCUUCCUUCGUCAUUUUUUUUUCUGUUGUAUGUGUGCUAUUAAG